Molecule: messenger RNA, 4358 nt
Organism: Solanum dulcamara
Lineage: Eukaryota; Viridiplantae; Streptophyta; Magnoliopsida; Solanales; Solanaceae
Product: pentatricopeptide repeat-containing protein At2g32630-like
Exons: 3
Coding region: 207-2495 (762 amino acids)
Molecular function (GO): protein binding
Source: RefSeq, a predicted model, not a curated record
GGGAACAAAAUAUACCAAUUUGUCUCCUCCAAGUUCCCAUAAAAGCACCAAAUUACCCCUUUAUUAAUUUGUUCAGCUAAGCAGAGACCUGCCGAAAAAUCGCCGGAAAAAAUGGCAUCUAUCUCCACUCAUCAUUAAUUGAGGUAAUCUAUAUUCCGAAAUUUUAAAAAUGAAAUUUUCAUUAUAAAAAUUUGAGUUGUCCUUAAAUGUCGACUCAAAAGUUUUACAAACCUGUAAAACAAUUUUGCUCAAAUUUCUUCAAACUCCAGCAAAGUCUCAAUCUUGAAACCCAUUUAUCCUUGGUUUUAGACUUGUUAAAAUCCAGGGAGUUUGAUGAAGCUGAGAAUAUAUUGAAUGCUGUUGUUGUUUCUGAUGGUCUGAGGAAACCAGUUUCAAAAAUAGCUUCUUUGUUGAGUGAGAAUCAUGUAAAACAUAAGGUUAUGGGGAAGAUGUUUAAUAUGUUAUUUAGUGUUUAUGUUGUCAAUAUGAGGUUUAAUGAAGCUCUAGAGGUUUUUGAUUAUAUAAAAAGGGGGGGCUUUAAAAUUGAUGAUAGAGCUUGUAUGGUUUACUUGCUUGCUAUGAGGAGGCAAAGGCGACAUGACUCGUUGUUAGAAUUUUUCCACAAGAUGGUUGAGUUUGAUGUGAAAAUUACAGUUUAUUCGAUGACGCUGGUAAUUGAUGGAUUGUGUAAAAUGGGGGAGGUUUGUGAGGCAAGAAAGCUCAUGGAUGAAAUGACUAUUAAAGGGGUGUAUCCAAGUGAUUACACUUAUAACAUAUUAGUACAAGCAUAUAUGAAGACACAAGAUUUUGUGGCUGUAAAUGAGAUUUUGAGGAAAAUGGAGAAGGAUGGUUUCAAUCUCAAUUUGACAAGUUAUACUCUUUUGAUUAAAGGAUAUUCAACUUUUGGCGAUCUUGAAGAGAUUGAGAGGUUGCUUAGGGAAAUAGAAGAGAAGGGCAUAGAGCCAAAUGUUCAUUUAUGCACCUCCAUGAUUAGUGGUUAUAGUAAGUUAGGUAAUGUUAUGAAGGCAUUUUCAACGUUUGUAGAAAUGGUGGAGAGAGGCCUCAUUCCUGAUGGUCACGCAUAUGGAGCUUUGAUAAAUGGCUUCUGCAAGACUGGACUAAUGCAAAAAGCUGAAGCUUUGCUUAAUGAGAUGCAAAGCAAGGGAAUUGAAAUAGACCGAGUCAUGUUUAAUACAAUGAUGGAUGGUUACUGUAAGCAGGGUAAUGUGGAUGAAGCACUGAGGCUACAGAGAAUUAUGAAGGGCAAAGGAUAUCAGCCUGAUGCAAAUGCUUACAAUAUAAUUGCUACGGGCCUGCGUAAGCUAGAUUUGCAUGAUGAAGCAAAAAGGUUGUUGCUCUCGAUGGUGGAUCGAGGUGUAGCCCCAGAUACAGUUAGUUAUACAACUUUGAUCGAUAUUUAUUGCAAGCAGGGAAAUUUUGCGGAAGCAAAAAGGGCACUUAUUGAGAUGGAAACUAAGGGAAUUAAGCCUAACACGGCAACGUACACUACACUGGUAGAUGGUUAUUGCAAGCUGGGAAAAAUUGUUGAUGCAAAAAGGAUACUUAGAGUGAUGGAAGCUAAGGGAGUUAAGCCUAACGCAACAGCAUGCAAUGCAUGUGCCCUGAUAGACGGUUAUUGCAAGCAGGGAAAUUUCAUUGAAGCAAAAAGGGUAUUUAGUGAGAUUGGAACUAAGGGAGUUAAGCCUAACACAGUAACGUACACUGCCCUGAUAGAUGGUUAUUGCAAGUUGCGAAAUCCUGCUAAAGCAGAAAAGGUACUUAUUGAGAUGGAAACUAAGGGACUUAAACCUAACACGGUAACGUACACUGCCCUGAUAGAUGGUUGUUGCAAGGUGGGAAAUAUUGCUAAAGCAAUAAAAGUACUUAUUGAGAUGGAAACUAAGGGAGUUAAGCCUAACACGGUAACGUACACUGCCCUGAUAGAUGGCUAUUGCAAGUUGCGAAAUCCUGCUAAAGCAGAAAAGGUACUUAUUGAGAUGGAAACUAAGGGAGUUAAGCCUAACACGGUAACGUACACUGCCCUGAUAGAUGGUUGUUGCAAGGUGGGAAGUAUUGCUAAAUACACCUCACUUGUACAUGCGGAAUGCAUAUCAGGAAACAUAGAUGAUGCCCUGAAACUUUUCAAUGAGAUGCCUAGAGAAGGUUUAGUACCAAAUGUGGUGACUUACACAGCAAUGAUUUCUGGCUUAUCGAAAGAGGGCAGAUCAGACGAAGCCUUCAGAUUAUAUGAUGGGAUGAUAGAGGCAGGCCUUACACCUGAUGCUAGCGCAUAUUCUGCUCUUGACAUUCUCAGAUAUUCCAUGUGCCUGGCUUGUUGCUUGUUAAUGCAGAUCUUAUGUUGUCCUUGGACAUGGUCCGCCAUAAUCUCAAGGUUUGAUAUUUACAUAAAAUUCACGACAGAGCAAAGCAUUGCUCAGAUAGGCAAUUUUAAGCUGCUUGAUUCCUCUUAUGAUUUUAGCACAAUGACCUUAUGAGAGGAUAAUCAGGCUAAUGUAUCUGUAAGUAUUCGGAGGACUGUACAGUGUAACAGCCUUCUGUUUUUGUAUCAGCAUGACAGUGUUAUUAAAGGCGAAAAACGCAAAAAAGCUCUAAGAUUCUGUUGGGGCUUGAAGUGCAAAGCGCUAAUAAAGUGUGGGCUUUAAUGAAAAAAGGCGCUAAGGGACAAAAAAAUACAAAUAUAUGGGUUUAGUCGAAGACUAAUAAUUAUAAAUGUGAAUGACAAAUAUAUGACUAAAGAAAUUGAAAAAACUAUGAUAAAGUGAAAUAUCAAUUGUUUAGUGUCACUUCUUCAGAAGAGACUCGUUGGCAAGGAAAAGUUUGCCUUGGAACCUUGAUGACCACACUGAAGCGCACAUAAAGCGAGACGAAGCGCUCAACACGUUUUGAGCCUCGCUUCAGGCUUAAGUGCGCCUUUGACUACACCGCAACAUGAAAGACCUAGAGUGGGUUAGGUUAUGGUGUUAGAAGAUAAGUUCUGUUUACUUUCGCAGUCAUGAUGAGAAAACCACUGCUUAGUGUAUUAUCUUAAACUUUGGAGGCAUUUGGUUCAAAAUAUUUUGCUAGUUUUAAGCUAUGUUGCUUCCUUUGUUUCCAGUGCAAUAUUCUCUUGAGAAUGGAAGAACCCGAAGAAAGAAGUGUGUCACCAUGGAGAUGCUGGUGGAUGAUGACGAGUUUGUAGGUAACAUCUCUUUCUUUUUGGCUGAGUGGCCUAGUUUUAAUGUUAAUCUAUACCAGGCGUAAGCUUUAACCAAAAGCUAUAGUGGUUUAGAAGUUGGAUCACUCUUGUGCAACAAUCGUGUGAUAUUAGUGGUCAGUUAUCCUCACAAGGAAGAAGAAAAAGAGAAUGUUGUGAGAGGUGUUUCUUGUACCAGAUUAUGGUAAAGACUUUUCAGAUAAUGCAGUGUGUUCUAAUAUUAGGGGUGAAAGAAAAGAUGUCAUAUGGCAACUCUCACCAUUGUGGCUUCUGAGGCACAAUAUAUAUGCAGCACCCAGUCCAAUUGUUAAUAAGUUAAUAUGGUGAUGAUCUUUGUUCCUUGACUUGCGUUUUGACACAAGCGCACUCGUCAAAGUUGCCUACACUCUCUGCUGAUUUAUAGCAGCAUUGGGUAUGUAUUUUAUCAUACAAGCGAUAAACUGGUAUGUGACUUUCUUGUACGUGUUUCUGAUAUUCUACUUUCAUAAUCCCUUCUGAAGCUGUCUAUAACUCUUGAAAAAAAUGAAGCAUGAGGUUCUGUUUGUCAAAAACUUCUUUGGUUAAGAUCUUUCUAUAAUCUUUUGGAAUUUCAUUUUUACAAUUCUUUAGUUUGAUAAAGAACUCAUGAUGAUUGUGGCACUUUACAGUUUGCUUCAAUGUGUACGCCAAUAUGCUAAUAUAUUUUGAAGUAUGAGAUGCUCUUUUCUUGAAUAUACUUUUAAUCUUUUUUCUCUGUUACUUCCCUUUCCCAUUUGCACCUUGUUACUAUUUUGCUUUCAUAGUGAGGUGAGAAAAGAAUGUUGCCUUUUGGACAUACUGCUAUUUGUCUGAGUAUCUUUUACCUCUCUUUGCAGAUUCUUUUCCGGGUUCAUGAAUGAGAGGAGGAGGAGGAUUAAAUCGAUUGGUGGAGCAGGGCAGCUUGUAUAUAUUCCACUUUGAAGGAGUAUUUCCUGUUAUUGGAUACAGUUUCUAGCCUUGCUAAAUGCUAAUACAUGCUGCCCAUGGAAUUUGUCAUAACUAAGAAACUCCAACUAGCUUGGGAUUAAGCAUAGUUGUUUUUUGUUGUUGGACAACUAAGAAACUCAUAUGACGGCUAUUGAUAUUAUAUGUAUGUGCAUGAAAUAUUAAGUUAUUGUUGAUUGAA